This is a messenger RNA of Entelurus aequoreus (snake pipefish), 4149 nucleotides long. RefSeq names its product MAP7 domain-containing protein 2-like. Lineage: Eukaryota; Metazoa; Chordata; Actinopteri; Syngnathiformes; Syngnathidae. The record is from RefSeq and is a predicted model, not a curated record. Gene Ontology annotation, cellular component: microtubule cytoskeleton. Gene Ontology annotation, biological process: microtubule cytoskeleton organization. The coding region runs from base 744 to 2963 and encodes 739 amino acids. The transcript has 19 exons.
CUUCCUGUUUGGUUGACUUCCGGUAUUCGUCUGAACACAAGUAGCCCAUGUUGCUGUCCUCUGUAAUAAUCUCUGUUGCCAUUCUACACAAAGCAGCUAGAAGCAAUGCCUGUCACUCGCCUUCUGCCCAGCAAACUGCACUUGGACAUAAGGGUCCACCAGGUCUUUGUUCUCGCCUAUGAAGGCCUUCUUGACGUUGGCCAUGAUGCUGGUGUUCAUCCUGGGCAGACCCUCGGCCCUGUAGACCUUCAGGUAGUAGCGGGCCCACUGGCGCUCGGCCGGGACCCCCUCCGGGAUCAAGAGGUUGCUGGAGGACAACAACAUCAGUCGGGACUCCACAAGUCCUACGAAUGGAGUGACGCAGAGGUGUCAAACUCAAGGCCCGCAGACCAGAUCUUCAUUUUAUAUGGCCCGUGUCAAUAAAGUCCAGUGUCAAUGUUUGGCGACCCGGUUAUCAGCGUCUUGCUCUUGCUCGUGCUCCGCCGACUCUGUGCAUGCACGCCGCAUGAGCGCCAUGGUGUCCAGUGUCAUGUGACACGCUCCAAGCUGGCUGCUGCCAAGGAAGCAUCCAGGUGGGUCUGACCUCAGGUGAACCCAACACAGGAUGAGUGAAAGUAAAGCGGAACAGCCCACAAGAGAGGAGAUGUUUUAAUAGGAGAGGCUUUUUAUAGACUUACAUUAGAGGAGUCUUAUCAAGAACAAGGGGACGCGCUGUUUGCUCCACGGUCCUCUCCUCGCCGCCGAUGGGCGAGCAGCUGAUGCAGGGGGGGCAGCACCCUGCACGCAGCCCCCCGAGGCGCCUUCAAAUAGACGGCGUGAGGAGGAGGAGGAGGAAGAGGAGUGUGGAGCUGCACGGAAGCGAGAGCAUAGGCAUGCCAGGCUCCGUCGCCAUCAUGGCCGUGCAGAAGAGCGCCACCCAGCCACCGCAGGCGCCACGCGGGACGAAUGGGCAAGGAGACCGGAGAGACAAUGACGCAAGAGCCAAUCUGAGGAGGCCGGUGAGCUCAGUCGUAAUGCCCCCAAGGUCCAGCUCAGUGGCUGGGGGAGCCAACAUAGACGAGAGGCUUAAAGCAGCGCGGGAAAGGAGAGAGGAGCAGCAGAAGUUACUCGCCUGGCGGGUGCAGAGCAGGCAGGAGCGUGAGCAGCGAGCCAAGCUGCACUACGAGCAGCAGCUGCAGGAGCGCCAGAGGAAGCUGCGGGAGCAAAAGAUCAAGGAGGAGAGUAGACGCUACGCCGUGGAGGAGAAACGCAAACUGCGACUCCUGGAGGAAAAAGAGCGCAAUGAAACGACGGUGCGCAGGACGCAGGAAAAGAGCCAAAAAGCCCAACAGAACUUCAGUCAGACUCUGAGAGGCAGGAAGCCCACCAGUACUGUUCCACGUCACUUAGCCCUCAGCACAUGGGAGAAGAACCUGGUGAGUCGCCUGCUAACCCCCACAAGCUCUUAUCUGGCCCGAAGCAAGAGCUCUGCUUGCCAGUCGGGAGAAGAAGUCGUUCAUAUUUGUCGCCGCGCAGUUUCCUUCUACUCCACAACCAGCAGCAGCUCCAGCAGCGCCCCGCAGAGACCCCAGGAGCCAAAACCGCAGAUCCAGAGGCCACAGAACCAGAGGCUUCAGAAUCGCAGACCCCAGGAGCUGAAACCGCAGAUCCAAAGGUCGCCGAACCAGAGGCUGCAGAGCCAGAAACCCCAGGAACAAAAACCUCAGAACCAGAGACUCCUGGAACAGAAACCCCAGAACCAGAGGCCUCAGAACCAGAGGCUUCAGAACCAGAGACCACAGGAACAGAAACCCCAGAACCAGAGGCCUCAGAACCAGAGACCCCAGGAACAGAAACCCCAGAUCCAGAGGCUUCAGAAUCGCAUACUACAGAACCAGAGACCGAAACCCUCCUUGAGUCCCAGCCACAGCCAGACCAGAAGCACCAACAAUAGACAGCCUAAAACCAGCAUGCAGCAUGAUGCUAACAAGAGGAACAUCAGCCCGAGUGUUCGCUCACCUCCCAACAAAACCAGCAGGACAGCAUCAUCUCCCUCUCCAGACCAAGUCCAUAGAAGAUCUGGCCGGCGGCAUUCCAUCCCUCUGCAACUGGACCUGCCGUCUGUUCCUGAGGAAGAUGCUCCCAUCUGCACAUCGGUUUUGUCGCCCGGCAACUCCAGGCCUGCCAGAAUAUCCGCCGAAGGUCAGCAUGAAGACGAAAUGGAGGACUCUCCCGAGGAUCCUUCAGACCUGCUCGGCUUUGAGGCAGAACUUGACGGCAGAACCGCCGGAGAUGGAAGUCCCUCCAAGUUUCCUCCUUGUCUACCAGAAGUCCAGCUCAGGGCUUUGGCCGGUACCAGCGACCCAGAAGAAAGCUCCCGUCUCCUGGCUGAGAAGAGGCGUGAGGCCCGCCUGCUCAGAGAGCGAGAGGAACAGGAGAGCCUCCAAGCGGCCGAGGCAGAAAGGCGGAGUCGCGAAGAACUGGAGCGCCGCAGGGCCGAGGCGCAGCGUCUGAUCGCCGACAAGAGGAGGCGGGAGGAGGAGGAGCAGAGGCGGGCGGAGGAGGAGAUCGCUCAGGCCAGGAGGGAAGCAGCUCUUCUGCAUAAAAAGAGGGAGGAGGAACAAACCAGGGAGCGAGAAAAAGCAGCCCAGUUGGCGAAGGAGCGAGAGAUGCUCGCCCAGAAAGAAGAAGCAGAACGCCAAGUCAGGAAGAAGCGACUGGAGGAGAUCAUGCGGCGGACCAGAAGAACAACUUCUCCCGACACGAAAUCGGCGGCGGCGAGCAUCUUACCGAAAGAGAGCUCGGAGCCUCCUGUGCACGGUGGCGCCGACAAGGUGCCGGAGGCGGGGUCCCGGCCCCAGCAGUUGGUCCUGGACGCCGCCGCCGCCGACGACAUGGGGGUGCCCGUGGUGGCCUUCAAGGAGCGCAGGUCUCUCAGGACCCUGGAAGACAUUCAGACGCACCAACGAGCCGAGGUCAUCUGAGUUCCUGCAAAGAGACAAGCAGUGACAUCGCAAGGACGACAACAAGGCAGAAUUUUGCUGCAUGGAAAGUCCCCGCCAUUCUUCUUCUGUGAGAAUGUAACACUAAGGCUAACUUGUGUGUGUGUGUGUGUGUGUGUGUGUGUGUGUGUGUGUGUGUGUGUGUGUGUGUGUGUGUGUGUGUGUGUGUGUGUGUGUGUGUGUGUGUGUGUGUGUGUGUGUGUGUGUGUGUUGUAUUUCUACCCUUCUUGAGACAUAAAGAAGGAAAAGUAUCUUCCAUGUGAGGAGGUGUGACAUAAAUCAUGGUCCCAAUAACAUUGCAUCUAAUAGACAAUGUCUCAUUUGCACCCCCUGGUGGUGACAUCUAUCAAAAUGAGGGUGGUCCCAAAAAGGAGGGAUUUUUCAAAUUGAGUGUGUGUCGGUUUUAAAAAGUGCCCCUCUGGUCAACAUAUGAAAUAACAAGUUUAUGGGGAAAAAAUUUGAAGUGCUCCCCCUCUGGUCAACAUAUGAAAUACCAAGUUUAUGAAAAAAAAAUUGAAGUGCUCCCCCUCUGGUCAACAUAUGAAAUAACAAGUUUAUGAAAAAAUGUUUGAAGUGCGCCCCCUCUGGUCAACAUAUGAAAUAACAAGUUUAUGAAAAAAAAAUUAAGUGCGCCCCCUCUGGUCAACGUAUGAAAUAACAAGUUUACGGGAAAAAAAAUUGAAGUGCUCCCCCUCUGGUCAACAUAUGAAAUAACAAGUUUACGAGAAAAAAAAUUGAAGUGCUCCCCCUCUGGUCAACAUAUGAAAUAACAAGUUUACGAAAAAAAAAUUUAAGUGCUCCCCCUCUGCUCAACAUAUGAAAUAACAAAUUUAUGAAAAGAAAAUUGAAGUGCUACCCCUCUGGUCAACAUAUGAAAUAACAAGUUUAUGAAAAAAAAAAUUGAAGUGCUUCCCCUCUGGCCAACAUAUGAAAUAACACGUUUAUGAAAACAAUUUGAAGUGCUCCCCCUCUGGUCAACAUAUGAAAUAACAAGUUUAUGAAAAAAAAUUGAAGUGCUCCCCACUCUGGUCAACAUAUGAAAUAACAAGUUUAUGAAAAAAAAAAUUGAAGUGCUCCCCCUCUGGUCAACAUAUGAAAUAACAAUUUUAUUUAAAACAAUUUGAAGUGCUCCCCCUCUGGUCAACAUAUGAAAUAACAAGUUUAUGAA